Molecule: messenger RNA, 3000 nt
Organism: Syngnathoides biaculeatus (alligator pipefish)
Lineage: Eukaryota; Metazoa; Chordata; Actinopteri; Syngnathiformes; Syngnathidae
Product: putative leucine-rich repeat-containing protein DDB_G0290503
Exons: 12
Coding region: 249-2561 (770 amino acids)
Molecular function (GO): ATP binding; ATP hydrolysis activity
Source: RefSeq, a predicted model, not a curated record
CAGGUAUGACCAGUGACGUCAUUACAAGGUGACACCCACCACCUCGAUUGUCUUUUCCUCAGCGGCGCAGUGAGUCGAGAGUUCAGUUGAGCCGCUUCACUUCACCAAAAGUAGUGGUGGAGAAUUUCUUUUUUCCCUCCUCUCCACCGGGAGGUUGCUCCUCUUCGUUCUAAAGGUUACUCGAGGCGAAGCGUUCUUCCUUGUCUGUCGGACUUCACGAGCGUGAGCUUCCAAGAUCAGCGGCCAGGAUGUCCUCCCAAUGCCCAAAUGACCUGUGUGUGAUAUGCGGAGUGGCCCUGCAGGGCAACCAAAGGCGUUGGUUAUUUGGGGGCCAGCACAAGAAAUCAAUUUGGGCUCAGACCCCCAAAAGGUCCCUGAGAACAGGAAGCCUGUCGGGGUCCUCGCCAAGCACUCCCUGGAGCAGUAUGACCUCCCUGUGCUCGUCAUCUUCUCUCUCCAAGUCCCAGCUGUCCCUUAGCUCUCAGUCCAAAUCCUUGGACCUCCUUUCGGUUCUGACGCAUAUCCUGGGAGGACCGGUGUCCCGCGCCGUCGGCCGCGGGGAGUUUGUGUGCGGCAAGUGCAGCGGCGUCCUGGAGCGUGUCUUCAGGUUCGACACGGUCAUCGCCAGGGUGAGGGCGCUGUCCUCGGAGAGGCUCAACAAGCUGACCCACGAGCGAGACCGCGUCCGGCGUUGGGUGCGAAGCAACUACGUCCGCAGGCACCCUCGGGAGCAGGGCGAGGAAGAGGAAGAGGAAGAGGGAGGAGAUGAAGACAAGGAUGACUACAGAGACAUGCUGAAGGACAACAUGGCUCUGGCAGAGUACGAGUGCUGGUCGGAGAAGUGGGACACGUGCCCGUACUUUAUACGAACAGGUAAAAGGUGCCGAAAGGGUCAAAACUGCGAAGGCUGCGACUCCUUGCGCGUGUCCGACUCUGAUUACGAGUCAGUGUGCGGCGUACCUCGACGUAUGCCGUACCAAGCCUUCUCCCCUCUGCUUCUGUCGCGGGACAAAUCCCAGAGCAUGCCGCUCCACUGGCACCGAAUCCCGUCCACCUGCUCCAGUCCCGCCUCGCUGGCGGCAUCCACCUUCUCCCUGCGGACCCCAUCCAUCCAGUCUCUGGACUCCCUGGACAACUUCGACAUAUCGGACUCGCUCGGCUACCGGUCGGUCAGUUCGGUCCUCAGGGAGAUCCGACGUCUGGGAGGGAGGCCGGUCCGCUCGCCGGUUGGGAGCAAGAUUCCCGUCCUGGCCGGGAGGAGCAGGAGGAGAAGUUCUAGUGAGAUGACGUCACCUGUGGUAAACAGAAACCUGAGCUUUGAGGAGAAUGGCGGUCACCACACUGAAGAGGAGCAAGAGGAGGAGGAUGAUGUUCUGAUGGAGAUGAAGGAUGAGUUCUUGCCUCUGCAUCAACAGGGCGCCUCCCGCAGGCUCCAUCAGGUGGUCAGGCACUUGCGAGGGCAGCUCGACCAGGCCGAGGCUCGUAUCAGGACCCUGGAGGCCCAGCUGAAACCUGAGAUACUACACGAUGAUGAUGCUACCAAGGACUGGACGCAUAUUGUGCGUGAGGAGGACGCCGCCUCCCUUCUGCCCGGCCUGGCUCGUUCCCUGCACAGUCGGGAUCGGCUCAUCCAGGAAUGCAUGAGCGUGAUCAGGAGAGUUUGUGCGGAGGGAGGAGGAAAAGGCCAGCUCGCCGACCAGAUCGCCAAGAAACUCAGCGAGAACCUGAAAGAAAUUGUCAGCGACAACAAGAGUACCAUGGAGAGUUUUGUGCUUGAGUUGGUCGAGAAAGAAAGGCAUCUUGAAGAAGAGGUUUCUUCCUUGAGGAAGGCAGCAGGAGACCGGGAGAAAGAUCUGGACACCCUCAACAUGGUGUUGCAGUGCAACCAGGACAUCAUUGACGAACUUCACGUGGCACUGGACGAGAAGCAGCGCCUCCUGCAGGAGCUGGAGAAUGAGAGGGAGGUGUGGAGCCAGAGGGACCGGGCCCUCGCCGCCACCAUGCAAGAGAAGGACGAACUGGUCCGCGUCCUCAAGGUGGAGCUGGAGAGCAGUAUGAAAGAUGUUCAGGCUCUCUCAGACUCUGUGAUUGGCCAAGGCUUGUUGGGGGGCGGGGCCGAGGCCUCCCUGGCCUCCCAGCUUCAGGAGAAGCAGAGUCACUUGGCUGCCUUGUUGGAGGAGAGAGAGAAACAGAGCGCCACCUUGUGCCAGGAAGUCACCAAACUCACCGCCGCUCUACAGGAGUACCAGAACGUCGUUCAGAGUCAGCAGGAGAGCUACGAACGGACGACGUCGUCGCUGACGGCUCGACUGACGGACGCUAGGCGGGCGCUGCGCGACGAAGAGCGCCGCAGGAAGGAGGCCGAGAGAACGAGACACAACCAGCGAGAGGACGGCAAGAGGGCAGAGAGGAAGCUGAGAGACAGUCUGGAGAAGAGGGACCAAAUCAUACAGCAAAUCCUCCAAGACGCUGAGGAGCGUGACCGUCAGUUGGUGGAACUCCAGCACAACUUGCAGAAGAGACGUGACGAGUACGUGUCGGCCGUCAAACACGCUCUGUGAGCGGUACGGAAACGGACCACCAGAUGAAGACCUUGCACUUUUAGAGUGGUACUACUUGUAGGCGGGUAUUUAGUUUCUAUUUAUCUCCACAGGUUUGCACUUUUACCUGCCAGGUUUGUUUACGGUCAUGCAAAUUGUACGGAGGUCUCAAACCUCAAGAAUCAGCCAAUGUGGAGACGCUGAAUUUAGAAAAUUUGCACAUCACUGUUAAUGUUCAUACUACUUUCUUUGGAAGGCUGUGCGUCAAAUCAGCUUUUUGUUUCGUUUUGAAUUAUCAACCAAAAUGAUCUUUUUCAAGAUCUACUUUGGUCCUUUGCUUUUCUAUAAUUGGCAUGUUUCUGGGUCUUUUGUUUUUCAGUGUUCCUUCAAUGAAUGUAAUGUCUGGGAAGUGAGUGUUUUUUUUAUUUUUAGUUCAAGAGAAUUAAAUGCUCUGAUCCAC